AUGGCAAUCGAAGGCUUGUUUCUUGACAAAGAUGGAGGUCAAAGUAACAGACAGAAUAUUGAUCUUAAAUACCCAAAACUUGGAGAGAUGUUGGAUUAUAUUCUUAAGCGGCAACCAAAAUUGCUAGAGACCAGUGAAACAAGGGAACAAAAGCUUGUUUUUCCAUCUACAAUGUAUGUGGCUAUGAUCAAAUUUUUGUUGAAGUGCUUUGAGUCAGAGUUGGACCAAAACAACUCUUUAGGGAGAUCAACUGAAUUUCUAUCUUCAGUGGAAACAAUGUGCUUACUGCUAGAACAUGCUAUGACAUAUGAAGGCUCUGUUGAAUUGCAUGCCACUGCUUCCAAGGCAUUAAUUACAAUUGGAUCUUAUCUUCCAGAGAUGAUUGCAUCACACUAUGUGCCUCGAGUGUUUGAGUCACUUCAUGGAAUACUGUGUGCAAUUGGAUAUGCUACUGCAGAGUGUGUCUCCAGAGCGGAUGCUAUACCAGGGACAAUGUUUCAGAAAAUACUUAAAUGCCUGACUGGUGUUGCUGAUUCUGAGACUGCAACAUUGGCCUCUGUUGCUAUGCAAGCUUUGGGUCAUAUUGGAUUACGUGUACCAUUGCCUCCUCUUGUUGAUGACUCUAGUUCAGUUGACAUUCUGAUACUCUUGAGUGGAAAGUUGAGCAAGCUACUCUCUGGUGACGACACCAAAGCAAUCCAGAAAAUUGUCAUCUCCCUUGGACACAUCUGUGCGAAGGAAACAUCACCCUCACUCCUGAGCAUUACCCUUGAUUUGAUUUUUAGUCUCUGUCGGUCGAAGGUUGAGGAUAUCCUGUUUGCUGCUGGGGAGGCUCUGUCGUUUCUGUGGGGUGGUGUUCCUGUGACAGCUGAUGUGAUUCUCAAAACUAACUAUUCUUCACUUUCCAUGACUUCAAAUUUUCUUUUGGGAGACAUAAGCUUAUCUUUGUCAAAAUACAACCCUAAUGAGAAAAGUGAAGCUAAUGAAGAUUACCAUGCCACCGUUAGAGAUUCAAUUACUAGAAAACUGUUUGACAUUCUUUUAUACAGUAGCAGAAAAGAAGAACGCUGUGCUGGAACUGUUUGGCUACUAUCAUUGACAAUGUAUUGUGGUCGUCACCCAACCAUCCAACAAAUGCUUCCACAAAUUCAGGAGGCUUUUUCACACUUACUUGGUGAACAGAAUGAACUUACACAAGAGCUAGCGUCACAAGGGAUGAGUAUUGUCUAUGAGCUUGGUGAUUCAGUAAUGAAGAAAAAUUUAGUAGAUGCACUUGUAACCACUUUGACGGGUUCAGGAAAGAGGAAAAGAGCUAUCAAGCUGGUGGAAGACACUGAAGUUUUCCAAGAGGGGGCUAUUGGUGAAAGUCUGAGUGGAGGGAAACUCAGCACUUACAAGGAGCUUUGCAGUCUAGCAAAUGAGAUGGGCCAACCAGAUCUGAUUUAUAAGUUUAUGGAUCUGGCUAAUCAUCAAGUUUCUCUAAAUUCCAAGAGGGGUGCUGCUUUUGGAUUUUCCAAGAUAGCCAAACAAGCUGGAGAUGCUCUCCAACCACACUUACAACUAUUGAUUCCACGACUUGUUAGAUACCAGUACGAUCCUGAUAAGAAUGUGCAGGAUGCAAUGGCUCACAUAUGGAAGUCACUAGUGGCUGAUCCAAAGAGAACUAUUGAUCAAUACCUGGACUUUAUUGUCGAUGAUUUAAUAAUUCAAUGUGGAUCUAGACUUUGGCGUUCACGUGAGGCUUCCUGUCUUGCCCUUGCAGACAUUAUUCAAGGGCGAAAAUUUGACCAGGUCGGAAAGCAUUUGAAGAAAAUAUGGACAGCAGCAUUCCGUGCCAUGGAUGACAUAAAGGAGACUGUCCGAAAUGCUGGUGACAGAUUAUGCCGUGCUAUUACGUCCUUAACAAUACGGCUAUGUGAUGUUUCACUUACCGAAGUAUCAGAUGCCAGAGAAGCAAUGGGGAUUGUUCUGCCGUUGUUGCUUGCUGAUGGCAUUUUAAGUAAAGUCAGCAGUAUUCGCAAGGCAUCAAUUGGUGUUGUUAUGAAGCUUUCAAAGGGUGCAGGGAUUGCUCUUCGUCCACAUUUGUCUGAUUUAGUUUGUUGCAUGCUGGAAAGUUUGUCAAGCCUUGAAGACCAAGGUCUCAAUUAUGUUGAGUUGCAUGCAGCAAAUGUUGGAAUACAGGCAGAGAAGCUUGAGAAUUUGCGGAUUUCAAUUGCAAAAAGCUCUCCAAUGUGGGAAACUCUUGACCUAUGCAUAAAUGUUAUAAAUACCGAAUCCUUAGAUCUCUUGGUUCCUCGCCUUGCUCAUUUGGUUCGAUCAGGUAUUGGACUCAACACUAGGGUUGGUGUGGCCAGCUUUAUCAGCUUGUUGGUUCAAAAAGUUGGAGCAGAUGUAAAGCCAUUUACAAGCAUAUUAUUGAGGGUAUUGUUUCCAGUGGUUAAGGAGGAGAAAAGUUCCGCUGCAAAGCGUGCAUUUGCAAGUGCUUGUGCCAUGGUUUUGAAGCAUGCUGGUCAAUCUCAGGCCCAAAAGUUAAUUGAAGACACCGCAGCUUUGCAUACUGGGGAAAAGAAUGCUCAAAUUGCUUGUGCAAUUCUUUUGAAAAGCUAUUCUUCUGUGGCAUCUGAUGUUCUAAGUGGAUAUCAUGCAGGAAUUUUUCCAGCUAUAUUUAUUACAAGAUUUGAAGAUGACAAGUAUGUUUCUGGCCUAUUUGAGGAGUUGUGGGAAGACAGUACAAGCGGUGAACGGAUCACCAUUCAGUUAUAUUUAGGAGAAAUUGUUUCUCUUAUUUGUGAGGGCCUUGCGUCGUCAUCAUGGCCAACCAAGGCAAUUUGCAAGCUUAGUGAAGUUUUAGGCGAAUCAUUAUCUUCUUAUCACCAUGUUCUGCUCGACUCUCUUAUGAAAGAACUUCCUGGUCGUUUAUGGGAGAUACUUGAAGUGAUGGUUAAUGAUUGUAAUUCUAUGAUACAAUGUGUCAUUGAUUAUGAUGCCACUCCACUAUAUCGCUAUAAAAGUCGAUCACCAUUCAUACUUGGUGGAGUGCUAAUAGUGCCAUCCUAUGGCAAGGAGUCCCUACUAUAUGCAAUAGGCGCACUUUCUUCAUCCUGCCAUAAAGCAAUUUCCUCUGAAAAUCCUGCCACCCCUGAUGCUAUUUUGAAUAUGGUAUCUUCUGCAUGCACGAAAAAGGUGAAGAGAUACCGUGAAGCAGCUUUCUCUUCUCUUGACCAGGUUGUAAAAGCUUUCGGUGAUCCAAAGUUCUUUAAUGUGAUUUUUCCUCUAUUAUUUGGGAUGUGCAACUCAGCUGCUGCCAAUAAAUCUGGGCCAGCACUUUUGGCAAGUGAUGCUGCUAAAGCAGAACUUUGCUCAAGGCUACAGAGCAUCCUGGCCGAUGCCUCUGAGGGAGCAUCUUGGCACGAUAGCGCAACUUCCUUAGUUCAGGAGCUGUUCCGUUCUCUAUCACCUAAGAUAGUUGAAUGUAUAAGCACGAUAAAGAUUGCCCAGGUUCACAUAACUGCUUCAGAGUGCCUUCUGGAGGUCACCAAGGUGUGGAGAGGUCUUGGAUCGGUGUGCAGGACUGAUGUAGGGUUUAAGGAAGAGCUUCUUCAUCAGUACGAAGUGGAAAAGAAUGAGGAGGCAAGAUCAUAUUUGAAAAAAUGCGUUGACAUAUUUGAAGAUCUAGAAUGA
Molecule: messenger RNA, 3681 nt
Organism: Dovyalis caffra
Lineage: Eukaryota; Viridiplantae; Streptophyta; Magnoliopsida; Malpighiales; Salicaceae
Source: the annotation of a GenBank genome assembly